UUUACGUAAUAAACGCACAAUGGACAACUCCAAAGAUAAUGAAAUUGCUGAUCAGAAAUUGCCUCCAGAACCAGUAUUAGUUUCACCAGAGAACCUGCCAUCAGGCGAACGUGAUAUUUUUAGAGAUACUUAUAUUCGUUAUUUGGGAUAUGCAAAUGAACUUGGUGAAGCAUUCAGGCCUUUGGUUAAUAGUACUGUUGUUACUGCAUCUUAUGGAGUAUCCACUGCCUAUGUUUUAGCUGAUACAUGGGAUAAGGCAAAAAAAGCAUCAAAAAAACCCGGAUCGAAGUCUAAAGAUGUUAUUAUAUCAGCAGUUGAUACACUCCUAUGGCAAGGGUUUGCAUCUAUUAUAGUACCAGGAUAUACUAUAAACAGGAUAACCCAUUACACAUCCAAAUUUAUGCAAAGAAGUAAUUUUGGUAAAAUGGCUCAAAUAAUGCCCACAGCUGUUGGAUUAUUAUCUAUACCUCUUAUAAUCAAACCCAUCGAUCACAGUGUGGAUCUUGCUAUGGAUUAUACAUACCAUGUGAUACCUAAAUAUGAAAGGAUAAUUGUUAUGCAUGAAAUGUCUCAUUUACCAUUGUGA
This is a messenger RNA of Ctenocephalides felis (cat flea), 586 nucleotides long. Its product is annotated as mitochondrial fission process protein 1-like. The transcript is spliced from 5 exons. Lineage: Eukaryota; Metazoa; Arthropoda; Insecta; Siphonaptera; Pulicidae. The coding region runs from base 20 to 586 and encodes 188 amino acids. Gene Ontology annotation, cellular component: mitochondrion. Gene Ontology annotation, biological process: mitochondrial fission. The record is from RefSeq and is a predicted model, not a curated record.